AUUUAAUAUCUAGUAUUUGUUAGUACUUUAAUUUGUAAUAAUAAUUUUUGAAAAAUCAAUGAUAAAACUAUUUCAGCUCUUGAUAACCAAAUUAGAGCCUAAACGGUUCAAGAGUGAAUCACCGAGUAAUUCUAGGUUUAGGAGUAGAGUUCUUCAAAACCAUAAUUCUACUUACAAUGGAGGACGAGUAUAACCAGGAUUGCUUUGAUUGGUUUUCGGAUAUGAGUGAAGCUUGGCCAGAGAAUAGUUGCCACACCAAAACUAGCAGUUAUCAAAAAGAGAACAGCAUAGAUGGAAACAGUUUUUUCUCAGGAAGCUACUUUCACUCAAAUAACAAUUCCUCAGACAGAUCUGAUCCUUCAAACUGGAGAGAGUGGAAGCAGUCCUCAGUUCUGAAACCUGCUCAGGGAGUUAAGCGAAGGAUUGGUGUGAAUGCCAAUAUUGAAGAACAAAGCUUUUAUGAGAAAGAAGGUCAACAAUUAAGAAUACAGUGCUCAGACAGGGAUAAAGAUCGUCCUAUCCUGCAUCCAUUCUCUAGUACUAAUCCUCACCAGAGAGUGAUCCUAGAUUGGCUGUCUGAGAGAGAAGAGAGAAAAGUAUAUCAGAAUAUUCGAAAUAGUGUACACAAGGAGAAGAUGCUUGAAUAUGAACCAAUUCUCUCCAGAUUAGUAGAGAAGCAGUAUCUACUAAUGAAGCAGGCAAUGAGCUUGGGGCUGACCACUAACCCUGUUCUUGCCUUAGUGCCGUUUUCAAAAGCUCCAGAGAUACUUGACGCCAUCCCCUAAUAGCGCUGCUUAUUAGAAACUAGAAAUAAAAUUGUUUUGGAUUCAAUAUAGG
Molecule: messenger RNA, 837 nt
Organism: Eurytemora carolleeae
Lineage: Eukaryota; Metazoa; Arthropoda; Copepoda; Calanoida; Temoridae
Exons: 10
Coding region: 177-785 (202 amino acids)
Source: RefSeq, a predicted model, not a curated record